AUCCACAAAGUCAACAUGAAUAAAAAACCAAUUUUUAUUCUUCCAUCAGGUCACUGUAAUACACCUAAUGUUACAAAGACUCUAGAGACAAAAUCCCAGAGUGUUCCAGAAAGGGCCGCAGGAAUUAAGAACGUAGACUCCUGGGUAAGCUUGUGCAAAAUGAUGAUGCUUCCAGCUCCAAUAAAGUCAUCUGCUGAGAGCUUUAAGCAUUUCAGGAAAGUAGCCUUACAGAAGGCAGCUGGGCAAGCACAGGAAAAAGAGAGGGUCCAUAAAGGCACAGGAUUGGAUGCCACGGCAAUGAAAGACUUCAAGCCCCCAAAAGAAGAGGAUAUGAGAAAACAAUUGCCAGAAGCUGAGCAACACCCUCUUGUUCAGGACCGUAACUUGGCCAGAAAAAUGGAACAAGAACGCAGAAGGAAAGAAGCAAUGGCUUGUACAAUUGAUAUGAAUUUGCAGAGUGAUAUUAUGGCAACUUUUGAAGAAAACCUUGAAUGAAAAUGGUAGAUAAUGUAGAACUUAACUUUGGUACUACUACUGACUAUAUGACUUCAAAAAUAUAAUAGUUAUGAGCUUAAACAUUAAAAUCACUUUAAAGAGCAUGCAAGCUCCUGUAAAAAGCUUGAUAUGGAAAGCUUGCUCACUGACAGCUGAAGCAUCACAAGAUAGUUUUGUUUCUUGCUUAUAACAUACGUAUAAUCUAGUCCGCAAAGCAGUGGGAUACUGUUGUUCUUCUGAUUACAGUUCAUGUUUUGUGCUUACAUAUGCAUGAUUUUUUCUAACUCUUUAAUCCAUUUUUUCAGAAACGCUUCAGAAUCUGUUAUACAAGCCAAGUUCUCUUGGUUUUAGUAGUCAGGGCACUAAAUGCGCAACUACAGAAACUACUUCAAAUCAAAGUCUUAUAUGAUUAUUAUUAAGGCAGUCAUUUGUUAUCAUAUUUGCACAAAAUCUGGGCUGUGACAAAAGAUUUCAUAACAAUAAUGAUUUCUACAGAGUGUGUAACAUUACUUGUAAUCAGAAAACAGUACUUCCUGGAAUUCUAAUUUCAGUAGUAAAUCUAAUUCGUUUGCACAUCCUAUAUACUUGCAUGCCUUAAG
Molecule: messenger RNA, 1094 nt
Organism: Meleagris gallopavo (turkey)
Lineage: Eukaryota; Metazoa; Chordata; Aves; Galliformes; Phasianidae
Source: RefSeq, a predicted model, not a curated record